Messenger RNA from Protopolystoma xenopodis, 489 nucleotides. The record is from the annotation of a GenBank genome assembly. NCBI's taxonomy places the organism in Eukaryota, Metazoa, Platyhelminthes, Monogenea, Polystomatidea, Polystomatidae.
AUGUGUCUAUGGUCUAGUCUGUUAUCCGAUGUGUACGGUCUUGGUGAGAUGGCUCGGUUCCGCUUUACUAGACUUCCGGCGGUGCGAAGUGUCCUGUGUCUGCAUGCCACUCUCAACUGGCCUUGGGAGGUCCUGGAGUGGAGUGGACGUCCGGACUGGACGAGAGUGAUAAUAACUUGGCGAACAUACGCUCGGCCUAUUGUCUGUGUUCUCGAAUGCACAAUGGCACCACUUCAGAUCUCCACCAAUAGUGUAGAAAUGCCCGAACUGGGUCCCGUAGACAUCAGAUUUCCUCAUAUUGCACCUGAUUUGGCCACAUCCACAAUUCCCAGGAAUUUACUUCUGCAGACGACUUCUUUGAGUUCAAGAUGGCCCCUUUUAACCGGAAAGGUUCCACCAGCCUUCCUGCCAAACUCCGUCGGGCCGGAUGACUUUGUUUCCUGUUUCAAGCUUCUUCAUUCAGUCUUCAUAAGACUAAGUCCCGGCUGA